Messenger RNA from Balaenoptera musculus (blue whale), 3799 nucleotides. It is a transcript of the gene FARP2, whose product is annotated as FERM, ARH/RhoGEF and pleckstrin domain protein 2. Gene Ontology annotation, molecular function: guanyl-nucleotide exchange factor activity; cytoskeletal protein binding. Gene Ontology annotation, cellular component: cytoskeleton. The transcript has 27 exons. The record is from RefSeq and is a predicted model, not a curated record. Lineage: Eukaryota; Metazoa; Chordata; Mammalia; Artiodactyla; Balaenopteridae. The coding region runs from base 138 to 3305 and encodes 1055 amino acids.
GUAGGGACUGGGCGCGCGACGCGGGGGCGGCCUAUGGGCCUUCGCAAGCGGGAGGAGCAGACGCGGCGUCUGCAGGGCGCUGCAGGGGACAGCGGGGGCCUGGCGGCUGUGCAUUCCUCACUCUUAGCUGGUGAAGAAUGGGGGAGCUGGAAGGAACCUACCGCGCCCUGCAGACCCCAGGGACACGCCUAGGCGCCCCGACCCCCGCGGGCGUCAGCACCCUCGAGCCUGGGCCGGGCCCCUCGGCGGCAGCGGCGUGGCCGGCGGCCAGGACGCCCGUCCGAGUGCAGCUGCUGGACGACUCCGUCGAGGUGUUUGGCGUUGAGCCUAAAUGCGAUGGCCAGGUGUUACUGACCCAGGUGUGGAAGCGCUUGAAUCUGAUAGAAUGUGACUACUUCGGCUUGGAGUUUCAAAACGCCCAGUCCUGCUGGAUCUGGCUUGAACCUAUGAAACCCAUCGUUAGACAAGUACGAAGGCCAAAGAAUACAGUGCUUCGCCUAGCAGUGAAAUUUUUCCCACCUGAUCCUGGUCAGUUGCAAGAAGAAUAUACACGAUACUUGUUUGCCCUGCAACUUAAGAGAGAUCUUCUGGAGGAGCGUCUGACCUGCACGGACACCACGGCUGCCCUCCUGGCGUCCCACCUCCUGCAGGCGGAAAUAGGAGAUUACGAAGAGGCGCUGGACCGGGAGCACCUGCGGGCCCACGAGUACCUGCCGGGCCAGGAGCGGGCCCUGGAGCGGAUCCUGGAGCUCCACCGGGAGCACGUGGGCCAGACGCCUGCCGAGUCGGAUUUCCAGGUGCUGGAAAUUGCCCGGAAGCUGGAAAUGUACGGCAUCAGGUUUCACACGGCUUCUGACAGGGAGGGGGCCAAGAUCAACCUGGCCGUUUCCCACAUGGGCGUCCUCGUCUUCCAGAGCAGCACCAAGAUCAACACUUUCAACUGGUCCAGGCUCCGAAAGCUCAGCUUCAAGAGGAAAAGGUUUCUUAUCAAACUCCACCCAGAGGUCCAUGGGCCUUACCAGGACACCCUGGAAUUCGUGCUGGGGAGUAGGGACGCGUGUAAGAACUUCUGGAAGACGUGCGUAGAGUAUCACACCUUCUUCAGACUUUCCGAUCAGCCGAAGCCCAGAGCUAGAGGCGCCCUCUUCAGCAGGGGCUCCUCCUUCAGAUACAGUGGAAGAACUCAGAAGCAACUAGUGGAUUAUGUCAAAGAUGGUGGGAUAAAGAGGAUUCCGUAUGAAAGAAAGCACAGCAAGACCCGGAUGUCUCUCCGCGCCCUAAAUGCCAACUUGCCGAGGCAGAGCAUCUUGUUCACCGAGGGCACGAGGGCUGCCGCGUCCCCGUCUUCAGCAAGUGCCUCCGUCUGCGCGGGCCCCGCCUCCGCUCCAGCCCCCGUGGGCCCGCUCGAUUCCAAGGACAGCAGCGGCUCCCCGACGGGGCCCCCGGCUCCCAGCGCCAGGUGGCCAGCUGCGGAGAGGAGCGGCGUGGCCGCGGCCCAGCCCCCCGGGUCGCCGGCAUUCCAGCCUUGCCAAGGCCUUUCCGUGGAGAGUCCUCAGCUUCCGUCCACCCGGAAGACCCCACCGAGCCUGAGCCCACUGGGCCCAGCCGAGCAGGGCUCCACUCCUCUGCUGAGCCCCGUCCUCAGUGACGCUGGCGGAGCCGGGAUGGACGACCAGGAGGAGCCGAGACACAAGUGUGCACCCGCGGAUGAGGCCUAUUUCAUAGCAAAGGAGAUUCUUGCUACAGAGCGAACAUACCUGAAGGAUUUAGAAGUUAUUACCGUGUGGUUCCGGAGCGCCGUGGUCAAGGCGGACGCCAUGCCUGCGGACCUGAUGACCCUGCUCUUCUCCAACAUCGACCCCAUCUACGAGUUCCACAGAGGCUUCCUGCGCGAGGUGGAGCAGAGGCUGGCGCUCUGGGAGGGGUCUUCCAGUGCCCAGGCCACAGGCGACCACCGACGAAUCGGGGACGUCCUGCUCAGCAACAUGCUCCAGUUAAAGACGCUCACCCGCCACUUCCAGAGGCUCCACGAGGUCCUGACGGAGCUGGAAGCGGCCAGCAGGCGCCUGCGGAGGCUGGAGGCGCUGCGCCGGGACUUCGAGCUGCAGAAGGUCUGCUACCUGCCGCUCAACGCCUUCCUGCUGAAGCCGCUGCAGCGCCUGCGCCACUACCGGCUGCUGCUGCGCCGCCUGUGCGCCCCCGACCGCCAGGACUCCGGCCGCGGCGACCAGGACCGCGCCGACCGCCGCGAAGCCCUCAAGGCCAUCACGGAGGUGACCUCCACCCUCCAGCACAGCCUCGCCCGGCUGGAGAACCUCCAGAAGCUGAUGGAGCUGCAGCGGGACUUGGUCGGCAUAGAGAACCUCAUUGCUCCCGGCAGGGAGUUUAUCCGCGAGGGCUGCCUCCACAAGCUCACCAGGAAGGGCCUGCAGCAGAGGAUGUUCUUCCUGUUCUCAGACAUGCUGCUGUACACAAGCAGAGGUGCCUCGGGGACCAGCCACUUCCGGAUCCGGGGGCUCCUUCCGCUGCGCGGCAUGCUGGUGAGCGCCCGGCGCGGGGCAGGUCCGGACCGGUGGUCGGGGGCCGUGCCGCGUAGCAGCACCUGCUGGGCUGUGGAAGAACGCAAGAAUGAGUGGUCUGUCCCGCACUGUUUCACCAUCUACGCCGCUCAGAAGACAGUCGUGGUGGCAGCCAGCACCCGGCUGGAGAAAGAAAAGUGGAUGAGGGACCUGAACGCCGCCAUCGAUGCAGCCAAGAGCAGCGCCGACACGGCCCUGGCGCCGCCGGGCAGCGUGCUGUGCCCCCUUCCCCGCGGGCCCUCCGACGAGGUCUCUCUGGAGGAGUCGGAAGACAACGCUCGCGGGGCCCGCUGCUCCUCAGGGGGGCCGGGCCAGCACCGGGCCAGCACCGCCAUGCACGUGUGCUGGGACCGCACCACCAGCAUCUCCAGGGCCGACCGCAGCGCGGCCGUCGAGAACCAGCUCUCGGGAUACCUGCUGAGGAAGUUCAAGAACAGUAACGGCUGGCAGAAGCUUUGGGUGGUCUUCACCAAUUUCUGUUUGUUCUUCUACAAAACUCACCAGGACGACUGCCCCCUGGCCAGCCUCCCGCUGCUGGGCUACAGCGUGAGCCUCCCCGGGGAGGCCGACGGCAUCCACAAGGAGCACGUCUUCAAGCUCCAGUUCAAGUCCCACAUCUACUUCUUCCGGGCUGAGAGCAAAUACACAUUCGGGAGGUGGAUGGAGGUGAUCGAGAGCGCCAGCACCUCACCAGGGAGGGCCGGGACCCCUGAGGAGGAGGCGUGAAGCCCACCCUGCCCGGCUGAGGAGAACCGAGCAAGCAGAGCAGGGCCAGCACGUGCCCACGACUGCUCGUCCCGUGUGCCCCCUGCAGACUGGCAGUGGGUGGGCCUCACAGGGACACCUGGGAGGGGCACAGGCCCCCUCAAGACCCAGUCACUCUCUUGGCCCUGUGGGGCACCAGGGCGAACACGCGUGUGCAUGGAAACAGGCCCAGCUCCAUGCACUGACGAGGCUGGUGCUCACCUGCCCUCUGUCCGCCUCCAGAGCAGGACCUUGCCUUUCAGGCUGGGUGAAAUGAGGGGUGGGGACAGGGCCCCUAGGUCACAGCUGCAUGGAAGUCCAGCAGAAGCCACCCUGCCGCCCACCCCACAUACCUCUGCAAAAAGUCCCCAUAAUUUAUCAGUCCCCAGGAGGUGUGCUGUGCUAAUGUGCAUGUGGUUAGAAAUAAAGGGCAUCUCCUGCGUGCCUGCGUGCUGCCCCUCGCCAUCCAGUGGGCC